AUGUUUAGCAGGGCUGGGCCAGCCAUUGCAUCGUGUCAGUGGUGUGCAUUCUCGGUCCUGCGAGCGACGCUGUUGGCGUUCUGCACGCUUAAUGCGGUGUGUGCCUUUUUAUUUGCGUGGAUGAUGGAUUCAACGGAGUUAGUGGUCUUUCGCAUCCCGGCAUUAGAGCGUGGCUGGGACUUGCGCGUCAAGGCAAAGGCUUGUCGUCGUGCUGGACUUUUUUUCAUAGUUUUUCUCUUUCUCAUUCUUUUCGCACCGUUCUGGAGCCUGUUGCGCGGUAAGUGUCAAGUGAUUUCCUGUCGACUUCGGUUUCACGCUCACCGGAAUUGUCGCAAAGUCGUGCCGCGUGAGCAGCAUCGACUUCUCCAGUUCAAGCAUAGCGAUUCCGAAGGGGAGGAGUUGCUAGAAUGCUAG
Messenger RNA from Trypanosoma conorhini, 414 nucleotides. RefSeq lists its product as uncharacterized. The transcript has a single exon. The record is from RefSeq and is a predicted model, not a curated record. Bases 1 to 414 code for a protein of 137 amino acids. NCBI's taxonomy places the organism in Eukaryota, Euglenozoa, Kinetoplastea, Trypanosomatida, Trypanosomatidae.